This is a messenger RNA of Otolemur garnettii (small-eared galago), 2767 nucleotides long. It is a transcript of the gene FOSL2, whose product is annotated as FOS like 2, AP-1 transcription factor subunit. Gene Ontology annotation, cellular component: nucleus. The transcript is spliced from 4 exons. The coding region runs from base 1383 to 2246 and encodes 287 amino acids. The record is from RefSeq and is a predicted model, not a curated record. Gene Ontology annotation, biological process: regulation of transcription by RNA polymerase II. Gene Ontology annotation, molecular function: DNA-binding transcription factor activity, RNA polymerase II-specific; RNA polymerase II cis-regulatory region sequence-specific DNA binding. NCBI's taxonomy places the organism in Eukaryota, Metazoa, Chordata, Mammalia, Primates, Galagidae.
UCAGGUGCGAAGGUCAGGAAGGAAGAGGCUAGCCUUGAUUGGCUCCUGCCACCGCCUGUGUGCCCCAGGUCCCCACUCCUGUAAGGGUGGGAGGGGGGAAGGAGCCUGCACUACUCCCAAAGAGGGAAGGAGAAUCCUGAGGGUCUGGGGUACCUGGGGCAAGGAGGCUGGCAGACAGAAGUGGGGGAAAGAGGUAUCAUUUAAGCUCCUGGGUGGUGCUGGAAGCAGAAAACAACUUGUUUUCAAAGCAGCCAGACUGGUUUGCACUGGAGGGAUUGUGCAUGCACCAAUCUUUGUGUUUAUAAAUACCAGAAAGGCUCUGGUGGGGUGCCUGCCCUCUGCACUAGCUCCUCCAUCCCAUCUUGUGAAGGAGCUGGGUUAAUAUACAGGCUCUCUUAACAACAUGAAGCCCAACUUGGCCAGCAUCUGUAGAGUUUUGAGCACAGUUGGCUGCAGCAAGAGAUGCUCCUUAAAGCAAUGGCCUUGACCUGUAGCAAGGGCUGGGGUGGCCUUCCAGGGAGGAGUGGACCAAGCUGCAAAAUAUAAUGGAAACAUAGCUCUUUGGGAAAAAACAAGAGUAACGCCUUAUUCCAAAGUGAUUCUCUAUAUCUGGUGAGUCCCCCAAAUGGCUUUUCUGUGUCUUCCCUCUACCUCCCCUUAUGCCCCCAUAAGCACCCACUGUAGCAAGCCUAGUCUGUUCAUUGUGGGUGCAGUCAAUAUACCCUUCAUAAUGAGCAAUAAGGUGAUGAGUUUAAAAUCUUAUCCGAAGAGUUGAUUAUAUUUGCUUCCCAGCCCCUUGGUGGUUUGUAUUAAAUCCAAACAUCAUUAGGCAAUGGGCUGGAGUCAUUAAUGCCCACUCUCCAAUUCAGCAAAACCCUAAAAUACCUGUUUCCUUCUCCCUGAGUCAGAAAGGGAUGUUUUGAUUUCUCCUCUGUUCCUUUUGCUGAUGUUCUGUGGCAGUGAUCAUUGAAAUAUUACAAUCUCACUGCCUGGCUUCACUUAGACCUGGGGCCUGAAUGGGAAGUCUGACCGGACAUCAGUGCCCCAACUGAAUAAUCUGUGUCACUAGGGCUUUGAGCCCAGGAUCUGAGCGGAGGCGAUUCCCUGUUUUGGAAGAAAAUCAGACAGGAAACCAGUGCUAGGAAGAAGGAAGAGAACUCAGUCCAGCACAGUGUAGUGGGGCCUCAUUACUGAAGCAAAAAAAAAAAAAAAAAAAAAAAAGAGGUGUUGGCUAAUUCCUAGCAUGCUGUAACACAUGAGGAUUUUGCAAUUAGCAAUAACCAGUGCACAACGUUCUUGAGUAUGCGCCUGCCCAUUCCGCCCAGCAUUGUGAGUGCGACACCUUUCAAAUUGGAGGGAUUGGCAAGAAAUUCCGGGUAGAUAUGCCUGGCUCAGGCAGUGCCUUCAUCCCAACCAUCAACGCCAUCACGACCAGCCAGGACCUGCAGUGGAUGGUGCAGCCCACAGUGAUCACCUCCAUGUCCAACCCGUACCCGCGCUCGCACCCCUACAGCCCCCUGCCGGGCCUGGCCUCUGUCCCAGGACACAUGGCUCUCCCAAGACCUGGUGUGAUCAAGACCAUUGGCACCACCGUGGGCCGCAGGAGGAGAGAUGAACAGCUGUCUCCUGAAGAGGAGGAGAAGCGUCGGAUCCGGAGGGAGAGGAAUAAGCUGGCUGCAGCCAAGUGCCGGAACCGACGCCGGGAGCUGACGGAGAAGCUGCAGGCGGAGACGGAGGAACUGGAGGAGGAGAAGUCAGGCUUGCAGAAAGAGAUCGCUGAGCUGCAGAAGGAGAAGGAAAAGCUGGAGUUCAUGUUGGUGGCCCAUGGCCCUGUUUGCAAGAUCAGCCCCGAGGAGCGCCGAUCGCCCCCAGCCCCUGGGCUGCAGCCCAUGCGCAGUGGGGGUGGUGCAGUGGGUGCUGUGGUGGUGAAACAGGAGCCCCUGGAAGAGGACAGUCCCUCGUCCUCAUCGGCAGGGCUGGACAAGGCCCAGCGCUCUGUCAUCAAGCCCAUCAGCAUUGCUGGGGGCUUCUAUGGGGAGGAGCCCCUCCACACUCCCAUCGUGGUGACCUCCACACCUGCUGUCACUCCAGGCACCUCGAACCUCGUCUUCACCUACCCCAGUGUGCUGGAGCAGGAGUCGCCCGCGUCACCCUCUGAGUCCUGCUCCAAGGCUCACCGCAGAAGCAGUAGCAGCGGGGACCAGUCAUCAGACUCCUUGAACUCCCCCACUCUGUUGGCUCUGUAACCCAGUGCACUCUCCUCCCCAGCUCUGGAAGGGGUCCUCAUCACUGCCUCCUUACCAGGGACCAGCACCUUCAAAUGCUCCAGGGUGAUGAGGGCAAGAAGGAGACCUGCCAGGGAGCUUUGGGGCUCUGGGGGACCCAGGUGGGACUUGGCAGUGAGGUGUUGGAGGACUUGGGUUGAUCUCUUGGAAGCCAUGGGCCCUCCUGUCUCAUUUAUCUUGCAAGCAAGUCCUGUUUCUUGAAAAGCCGUGGAGAACUUGGUUUGGUGGACUUAGACAUCUCUCUGGCUUCUGAAGAGCCUGAAGCUGGCCUGGACCAUUCCUGUCCCUUUGUUACAAUAUUGUUUCUGGAGUGAUGGUGUCCUUCCCUGCCCCACCAAGCAUGCUCAGUGCCUUUUGGUUUCACCUUCCCUCGACUUGCCCUUUCCCUCCCCAGUGUCAAUUUCACUCUCUCUUGGUUUUUAUGAAAUUUGCCAUGACAUUUCAUCUGGGUGGUCUGAAUAUUAAAGCUCUUCAUUUCUGGA